UUAAGGUAACGUUUGUGUUCAGUGGAGCUGUUAUAAACAAGGAAGUAGCUGAUCCGAUCCUCAUGUUCCUGCCCAGCAAACCCUUUGCCCUAUCGACGCCAAAACACAGGGAUUCUGCAGCCUCUCUCUGCGGAAUUCGUGGGAAUCGAUAGAACCCGAGAGAUCGAUUUCGUCGUAGAAACCCGGAGCUAGGUUUUGGUGGAUUCUGCUCGAUACGCUGCUUUAAUGCUCUCUAUUUGGUUGAGCGCAGUUUGCUUAGGAGUUCAGAGAUAGGGAACAUGUCUAACGAGAAUCCUACUGAGAUGAAAGAGGAGGUUCCAGAGUUGGCUCCCUUUGAUCCAACCAAGAAGAAGAAAAAGAAGAAGGUAGCUAUUCAAGAUCCUGCUGAGGAGGUAGAAAAGCUAGCUGAGAAAACUGAAAGCUUAGCAGUUGAUGAGAUAAGUGGACCUAGUUUUGUGGGAAUGAGGAAGAAAAAGAAGAAACCUGUUGAAACAAAUUUUUUGAAUGAAGAUGAUGGAGAUGCUGGAGAAGAACCCAAUGGUGAUCAGAUUGGAGAGGACGAGCUAGGCGAGGGUAUUGUGUUAGGAGUUGUUCAAUACCCAUGGGAAGGAACAGAUCGUGAUUAUAAGUAUGAAGAGUUGCUAGGUAGGGUAUUUAAUAUACUACGGGAGAAUAAUCCAGAUCUUGCUGGAGAUAGGCGUAGGACGGUGAUGAGGCCUCCACAAGUCCUGAGAGAAGGAACCAAGAAAACUGUGUUUGUUAAUUUUAUGGACCUCUGCAAAACGAUGCACAGGCAACCAGAGCAUGUGAUGAAUUUCUUGCUUGCUGAAAUGGGAACUAGUGGUUCCCUUGAUGGACAGCAGAGGCUGGUGAUUAAGGGAAGAUUUGCUCCAAAGAAUUUUGAGGGUAUCCUACGAAGAUAUAUCAAUGAAUAUGUUAUAUGUAAUGGUUGCAAAAGUCCAGACACAAUUCUCUCCAAGGAAAAUCGUCUAUUCUUUCUUCGAUGUGAGCAGUGUGGUUCUUCGCGGUCAGUAGCACCCAUCAAAGCUGGUUUUGUGGCUCGAGUUGGCCGUCGUAAAGCUGGCACAUGAUCAGAAUGAUCUCCAUCUCAAUAAUGCUACUCUUCAACCAUUUCAAGAGGCUCUGCUUUGUUGUUCGUUUAUUUGAUCGCUGCACUUUUUAAAACAGUUUUGUGUCGUGCGAAUCUUUUGUUGAGAAAAGUUGUUGCUCCUACUUCUACAUUCUGUUUCUGCCUUCUUUAUCGUCCUGUUGUCUGCUUUUGAUAGCUUGUGUCCUUAUUCUGGCGGUAUUGAGUACAAGAUGGGGCUUGCUUGUGCUGAUAAUGCCACAUUUGUAUCAUAAAAAUCAGCCAACAGAUACCUCUUUAUGGUAUUAAAAUUUUAUUUUAUUUUAUUUUAUCAAAA
Messenger RNA from Zingiber officinale, 1424 nucleotides. Its product is annotated as eukaryotic translation initiation factor 2 subunit beta-like. The transcript has 10 exons. Lineage: Eukaryota; Viridiplantae; Streptophyta; Magnoliopsida; Zingiberales; Zingiberaceae. Gene Ontology annotation, molecular function: mRNA binding; translation initiation factor activity; translation initiation factor binding. Gene Ontology annotation, biological process: formation of translation preinitiation complex; formation of cytoplasmic translation initiation complex; translational initiation. Gene Ontology annotation, cellular component: eukaryotic translation initiation factor 2 complex. The record is from RefSeq and is a predicted model, not a curated record. The coding region runs from base 279 to 1091 and encodes 270 amino acids.